This is a messenger RNA of Parastagonospora nodorum SN15, 387 nucleotides long. RefSeq lists its product as hypothetical. The coding region runs from base 1 to 387 and encodes 128 amino acids. Lineage: Eukaryota; Fungi; Ascomycota; Dothideomycetes; Pleosporales; Phaeosphaeriaceae. The transcript is spliced from 2 exons. The record is from RefSeq and is a predicted model, not a curated record.
AUGUCCAUUGACCACAACUUCGGCGCUGCUAAAGCCAAUGAUGUUACAUCUGUCACUCUUGCCAAGGAAUCGCGAUGGAAUUCAGCAGGCGUUAUACUCAUUGAAAAUCAGGGGCAAGAGGUCACGACCAAAAUCCUGGAUGAUAACUUAAAUGAAAGAUACCGGCAGAAUAUGUACAAGUCGUAUAUCCGCGACAAGGGAGUUCGCGCAGAUGACGACUGCAAACGUCGCAAAGCUGCUGUUCAGCGCUCAGCUUCCGAUAUUUCGAAUAACUGCGAGAGCAAGAGGGAAGUCUGCCAAUAUCGAAUUGUGGGCAAAAAGAAUCGCGGAGUUCCAGGUAAUCACAUCGACGCCGAUCAACUACUCUCAGGCCACUCCAGUAACUAG